CCUCUGCUCCCUCUUCUCUCUUCCCCACCAUCACAACAUGCUUAACCAAAAAGAAGGCCCACGAGGACAGGUGGAGUCUAGCAACUAAGAGGAAGAAACAGCUAUUAGAAAGCAGUUUUCCCUUGGUCCAAAGCAUCAGACAGGUAAGAGUUUCUCUUUCUCCUUUUUAAGGAGCUGCGCAGAAGAGUUGUUGCUGUCAAUUACUAUUUUGUGAAAAUUUUAUGCACAAGUCCCACAGCUGCUGUAUACGUUCAACUGACAAGCAAAGAAGAAGAAAGCAGAGAGUGUCAAAUCGUUCCAAGCCAAUUAUGCAGGCACCCUCUGGAUUCUCUUUUAUACCACCAAACCCAGUAUUUACAGGAUUUUCAACACAGCCAAAGAACGAUAUUCCAGUGACAGUUUCAGCACUGCCAAAUGUGCUUUGUACAUCUGCAAACCAAGCAAACUCAAUCUUUGGAGUCCCAGGUGGGUUAAAUCCGGGUCUGAAUGUACAGCCUCUACCACAGUCAAAAGCAACUUUGCCAGCACUGUUCCCGCCAAAGUUGAAAGAACCUGAACCAGUAGCACUGCCUCUGUCAGCAACCUCACCAUUCUCAGGGAGAGAUGAAAACUUUCACUAUAUUACAGAUAAAGUGCAGCAGCUGGAACUUGAUAAAAAUCAUCAAGCAGCGGAAAAGCAACAAGAGGUAAUGUAUCCUUACCACGAAGAACAGAACAAGAAAGCAGAGAACAGCUUGUAUGGCCAGUAUGAGGAGAAGGUCCGUCCCUGCAUUGAUCUCAUUGACUCUCUCAGAACACUCGGAGUAGAAAAAGAUCUCCCUUUGCCAGCAAUUGCUGUAAUUGGAGACCAGAGCUCUGGAAAAAGCUCAGUCCUAGAAGCACUGUCUGGUGUCGCUCUUCCUAGAGGCAGUGGCAUUGUUACCAGAUGUCCUUUGGUACUCAAACUUAAAAAGACAGCACCUGAACACGGGUGGAAAGGGAAAAUUAGUUACCUCGGUAUAAAUGAGGUACUCCAGAAUCCUGCACAGGUGGAGAAAGAAAUAAGAAAGGCCCAGGAUGCAAUGGCUGGUGAAGGAGCGGGCAUUAGCCAUGAAUUAAUUUCCCUGGAAAUCAGCUCCCAAGGUGUUCCAGAUUUGACCCUGAUUGACUUACCAGGGAUCACAAGAGUGGCUGUGGGGAAUCAGCCAGAAGACAUUGGAGAACAGAUUAAAAAGCUAAUUAAAAGAAUCAUUACUAAACAAGAGACAAUAAACCUAGUGGUGGUACCCAGUAAUGUGGAUAUUGCAACAACCGAGGCACUGAAAAUGGCUCAAGAGGUGGACCCUCUUGGAGAGAGAACUCUAGGGAUCUUGACAAAGCCUGAUUUGGUGGACAAAGGGACUGAGGAGGCUGUUGUCGAUAUAGUACGGAACCUUGUCAUCCAUCUGAAAAAGGGUUAUAUGGUGGUUAAAUGCCGUGGACAGCAAGACAUUCAGAACGACUUGAGCCUAGACCGUGCAAUCCAAAAAGAGAGAAAAUUCUUUCAGGAUCAUGAAUAUUUUAGUGUCCUUUUGGAUGAAAGAAAGGCCACGAUUCCUCUUUUGGCAGAAAAACUUACAGCAGAACUUGUGCUUCACAUUAAUAAAAAUAUCCCCAGAUUAGAGGAUCAAAUAAGUGAAGAACUCCAAAAAUCAUCUCAAGAGUUACGCAAAUACGGCAAAGGUGCACCCAAAACAGAUGGCGAGAAACUGUUUUUCCUCAUAGAUAAAAUCAAACUCUUUAAUCAAGACAUUGUGAAUUCAGUGCAUGGAGAAGAAAAAGUGUCUGGAAAUGAAAUCAGACUGUUUACGAAAGUCCGCAAGGAGUUUCAAAAAUGGGGGAAAGCACUUGAUGAGAGUUCAGUGAAGAUUCAAAAAGUUAUACAUCAUGAAGUAUGGAGAUUUGAAAGUCAGUACCGUGGAAGAGAGCUCCCUGGCUUUAUCAAUUACAGGACAUUUGAGGACAUUGUCAAACAGCAGAUCAAGGAACUCGAAGAACCAGCUGUUGAUAUAUUGAAGACAGUGGUUGAAAUCGUCCGACAGCAUUUUACAGUUCUUGCCAAAGCUCACUUUGAUGAUUUUUACAAUCUUAACAGAGCUGCCAAGAACAGAAUUGAAGACAUUAGAGAGAAACAAGCAGAAGCUGCUGAAACAAUGAUACGAACCCAGUUUAAAAUGGAGCAGAUGGUUUACUGCCAGGACAACGUUUACAGUGAAGACUUAAAAUCUAUCAGAGAAGAUACAGCUGAGCAGGCAACAGGCAAAACUGUGACACCCAAAUUCAAGAAGUUCGAUUUUGGAACCACUGCACUUCAUAACCAAUAUUCUGUCAAGGAAAUGGCUUAUCACCUGGAGGCGUAUUUCAAUGGAGCAGGUAAUCGUCUUUCCAGCCAAAUUCCUCUGAUCAUCCGGUCCUUCGUCCUUCAGGACUACGGCGAUAACCUACAGAAUGUAAUGAUGCAACUCUUACAAGAGAAAGCACAAUUAGGUUUCUUGCUUGAGGAGCGAAAAGAGGCAGCUGACCAAAGGAAUUUUCUGAGUGAACGGAUUCGUCGUCUUACAAAAGCUCGUCAACACCUAGUAAGAUUCUCUGUUCUGUAGCUGUUCCAUUGUUUACGCAGGGGUCUCAACUCCAUUAAUUUUUAUUGAAAGAAUCUGCAGCAGUUUAUCCUUGUGGAAUUGCUUAUCUGUCUACAGUGGCCUUUUUUCAAAACAGAUCAAUAGCUGAAAGAAAUAAUUGCUUAGCUGAGA
Gavialis gangeticus (Gharial) is the source of this 2768-nucleotide messenger RNA. Its product is annotated as interferon-induced GTP-binding protein Mx1-like. Gene Ontology annotation, biological process: defense response to virus. Gene Ontology annotation, cellular component: membrane; cytoplasm; microtubule. Lineage: Eukaryota; Metazoa; Chordata; Crocodylia; Gavialidae. Gene Ontology annotation, molecular function: GTPase activity; GTP binding; microtubule binding. The record is from RefSeq and is a predicted model, not a curated record. The transcript is spliced from 15 exons. Bases 222 to 2618 code for a protein of 798 amino acids.